Molecule: messenger RNA, 330 nt
Organism: Schistosoma guineensis
Lineage: Eukaryota; Metazoa; Platyhelminthes; Trematoda; Strigeidida; Schistosomatidae
Source: the annotation of a GenBank genome assembly
AUGCAUGCUGUUGAAUUAAGUGAGCGAUUGCAUGACAGUGGAAUCACUGUUGUCAGUGUACAUCCUGGAGCCGUUAAGACAGAGAUUUUUCGAGAUGUGAAAGACUGUUCACUGAAAUGUAUCAUUGCAAUCAAAUGGCUAACAUUUAUCAAUCCAUGGAAAGGAGCACAAACUACAUUGUACACAGUGUUGUCAGACAACAUAAUCUCUGGUGGUUACUAUUCAAAUUGUUCAUUGAAAGAACCGUUAACAAUUGUCAAGAAUAAAGAUGAAAGAAAAUGGUUUUGGAACAAAACAUGUGAACUAUUAAGAAUCGAAAAUACAACAUAG